GCUUCCUUCGCGCGCGAUUGCCGUGCGCAUAUGAAAUAGUGUAUGUAUGUGUGCGCUCAACUGAUUGCCGAGAUAGUUGUCUCGCGACUGUGUCGUCGUCCUGUUGUUCUCUGAUUCGGGAGACCGUACGCUGGCCUAAAUGAUGAGUACUACUGCGUCAGUAACGGACUAUCUUGGACUGCGAGAAGCUCUAUUUUGUGCUUUAUUAUGUGCCACGGUUAUAUACUUGAAGCAUCUUCGAAGGUACAAUGAUUAUUGGAAAAAGCAGAAUGUCGUGCACGAGGAGUUUGACCUUUCCUGGGCUCCAAUUUCCAAGAUGCUUGCAAAGCCUAUACAUGAGAUUGAUAUGGACAGGCACAGGAAACAUGGAAAUAUUUUUGGUGCAUUUGAAGGACUUCAUCCCACGCUAUUUUUGUCAGAUCCUGAUUUAAUAAAGCUUGUGCUUGUCAAGCAUUUCGAUGACUUUCCUGAUCGCAGGACUGUCACACUAAACGAUCCCAUCUUGGACAACAUGAUGACUGUAGUUUGCGCAAAAUGUUGGAGGAAGAUUUGCCCGGCUUCAAGUCCUGCCUUCACUGCUGGCAAGCUUCGAAAGAUGAGCGCCAUAAUUCAUGACUGUGCCCAAGUUACGUCAGAACACCUGGUGGGACUGGCCAAAGAAGGAAGAGACUUGCACCCUAAAGAAUUCUUUGGCCACUACGCCCUCGACGUCAUCACAAGAUGUGUCCUGAGGGCACGGCUGGGAUCUCACACCCCAGAGGCAGAUGAGUUUGUUGCCAAGUCACAGGCAGCAUUUGCUGUGAAACCUAUGCCAGCUCUCGUAUUUUUCUUUUACAUCUGGACAUUGUUUCCAUUCAUGACAACGCUGCUCAGGCUGCAAGUCUUCAUUCCUGAAACAUUCGUCUUCCUUAAAAAUUUUUGUGUAAGUGUGAUCGAGAAGAGGCAACUGUCAUCUGGGAAGCGUCAAGAUUUUCUGCAGAUGAUGGUCGAUGCCCAAGGUGUCAAAAUGCAAGUGCCAGCUGAGGACCCACUGGAUUCUGAAGAGAAGCUGUACAGCCCAGGCACAGUCCAAACUGUCGAGAACAGCACUAAAGGGCUCACGGAAGAGGAGGCACUGUCUCAAUGCAUCGCAUUCUUCAUCGCUGGCCUAGACACAAUCUCUUCAGUCCUGGCGUUCACAUCCUACCUCUUGGCCCUGCACCCUGAUGUUCAAAAGAAGCUGAGGGCAGAAGUGGAUCGCUGCUUCAAUGAAAACGGCGAAGUGCCAAGCCUUGAUGAUGUUUCCAAAUUGAAGUACCUCAACUGCGUCAUCUCGGAAAGCUUGAGGCUGUACCCGCCAGCUGUACGGGUUGAAAGAACAGCCUGCCGAGAUGUCACCCUCGGCAACUCUGGGAUCAAGCUCUGCAGAGGCUGUGCCGUGGUAAUCCCAGUCUACGCAAUGCAUCAUGAUCCUGAGUACUUUCCCGACCCUGAAAAGUUUGACCCUGAAAGAUUCAGUGACGAGAACGUAGGCUCCGUGCGACCCUAUUCCUACCUGCCGUUUGGUGCUGGCCCCAGGAACUGCAUCGGGAUGCGAUUUGCCCUGCAAGCCCUGAAGACAUGCCUGCUCCACGUUGUCCACACUGUGGAACUAGUGCAGACCGAGAACACCAAGGUGCCAUUAAAGAUGGUGACCACAUUUUCCUUGUUGACUGCCGAAGACAUUACCAUUGGUGUAAGGAACCGAAACAUGUGAACGUCUGGCUCCCUACAAACAGCUGCACUAAUGUUACACUAAUGCACUAAUAAAGCCACCAGCUUUAUU
Messenger RNA from Rhipicephalus sanguineus (brown dog tick), 1804 nucleotides. Its product is annotated as cytochrome P450 3A41. Bases 140 to 1735 code for a protein of 531 amino acids. The transcript is spliced from 14 exons. Lineage: Eukaryota; Metazoa; Arthropoda; Arachnida; Ixodida; Ixodidae. The record is from RefSeq and is a predicted model, not a curated record. Gene Ontology annotation, molecular function: monooxygenase activity; oxidoreductase activity, acting on paired donors, with incorporation or reduction of molecular oxygen; iron ion binding.